GUCACUAAGGAUCCUGUCGGCAAUCAGUCACAGUCACAAGUUCAUCUCUAGGACAGACUCAUCGGCCAUCUGGAGAGAGUCUUGAGAGAUAUCAUUCAUUUGGUCAUCUCUUCCCAUCUCUCUUGUGACUCAAGCAGCCGACCCUCAAGAUGCCUCCACCACCCCAUAUCAGGCCUGAGAAUGUGCUCAGACGAGCGCAAGAGCUCAUUGCCGUCGACCAAACCCAAGCGGCUCUCAACGUCCUCCAUGAACAUGUCACCUCCAAACGUUCCCGGAAUAGCCCCAUCUCCUCCUUGGAGCCGGUUAUGCUCCUUUUCGUCGAGUUGUGUGUCGAUCUAAGAAAGGGCAAAUCCGCAAAAGAUGGACUGUACCAGUACAAGAACAUUGCACAAAACACGAACGUGGGAACGAUCGAGUUGGUCUUGAAAAAAUUCAUUGAGCUCGCCGAACAAAAAGUUCAGGAGGCUCAAGCCAAGGCUGACCAGGUUCAAUCGUCGCUUGAGUCGGCGGCGAGUGCCACAGCCCUCAAUGUCGAAGACCUCGAGGCCACCGAAACUCCGGAAACCAUCCUCCUCGCUACUGUCUCCGGUGAACAAUCCAAAGAUCGAACGGAUCGAGCAAUUGUUACGCCAUGGCUCAAGUUCCUCUGGGAGACGUAUCGCACAGUCUUGGAGAUCCUGAAGAACAAUGCUCGUCUGGAGGUUAUGUAUCAGAGCACUGCUCAUCAAGCCUUCGAUUUCUGUCUCAAGUAUACGCGAAAGACUGAAUUCCGUCGGCUGUGUGAACUCCUACGAAACCAUGUGCAGAAUGCUGCCAAAUACUCCUCCCAAAUGCACGCCAUCAAUUUAAAUGAACCCGACACUCUACAGCGUCAUCUCGAAACACGUUUUCGACAGUUGAAUGUGGCAGAUGAGCUUGAAUUAUGGCAGGAGGCUUUCCGCAGCGUCGAAGAUAUCCAUAUGCUUCUUACACUUUCCAAGCGACCGGCGAAGAAUGUCAUGAUGGCCAAUUAUUACGAGAAGCUCACCAAGAUCUUUCUUGUCAGUGACAACUUUUUGUUCCAUGCAGCAGCGUGGAACAAGUACUACAACCUACUCCGACAGUCCGCAGCUGCCAUCGCAUCUGGCCAGUCUCCAAAGCGCGAUAACCCAGCUGUCACGGAGGAUUCUUUGACCAAGGCCGCCUCCUUUGUACUGCUUUCUGCGUUGGCUAUUCCCGUUAUCAGCACGUCUCGUUCGCGAGGUGCGUUGGUCGAUGUGGAUGAGGCACGGAAGAACAAGAACAAUCGCUUGACCAACCUUCUCAGCAUGCCAUUUGCGCCAACAAGGGCAGGACUCUUCAAGGACGCACUCAGCAAGGGCUUGCUCAAGCGUGUUCGACCGGAGAUUCGGGACCUCUACAAUAUCCUUGAGGUCGAUUUCCAUCCUCUCUCGAUUUGCAAGAAGAUCUCGCCUAUUCUGGCUCAGAUCGGAGCUGAUCCCGAAAUGGAGAAAUAUGUUCUUCCUCUCCAGCAAGUCAUCCUUACCCGCCUCUUCCAGCAACUCUCACAAGUCUACGAAUCAGUGGAGUUGAGUUUUGUGACGCGGCUCGCUCAGUUCCCUGCGCCAUUUGAGGUGACUCCCGCAAUGAUCGAGAAGUUCAUCAUGAAUGGUUGCAAAAAGGGCGAUCUGUCCAUCAGACUUGACCAUAUUUCUGGUAUCUUGGCCUUCGACUCCGAUGUCUUCUCCUCUGCGAAGGCUCUCCAUCCGGGCAGCGCGGCAGGAUCGGCAGAGAGCGAAGUUGGUUCAGUCCAAAGACUUCAGAAUACUCCAGCCGAGAUUGCUCGAUCGCAGCUUACAAGACUGGCAAAGACUUUGCAUGUGACAUGCAUGUAUGUCGACCCAUCGUACAACCAGGCUCGUUUGGCGGCGAGAGAAACCGCUCUUGCUCGCGCUGAGGCUGGAGCCGAACAAGAGCACCAGGAGACUCUCGAGAGGCGUGUCGUCAUCGAGAAGAAAAAGGAAGCGGCUUCAGAGGCUUUCCAGAAGAGACAGAGAGAGGAAGAAACUCGUCGUCGCAUUCGUGCUCAACAGCAGGCAGAGGCUGAAUCUCAGCGCCUGCGCGAUGAGACAAGAGCUCGUGAGCUCAAGCGUGUGAAGGAUGAGCAAGCCCGCAUUCGACGUCAGGAAAUAGAAAAACAGCUAGCCGAACUGCAAAGUGGCAUGAAGAUCGAUCUCCAAGACGUGAACAUUGACGAACUGGAUUCGAACCAAAUCCGUUAUCUCAAGUUGUCACAACUCGAGAAAGACAAGAAAGAAAAGGACGAACGCAUCCGCAUCACGGCCAAGCGUCUCGAUCAUCUCGAGCGUGCAUUCCGCCGGGAGGAGCUCAAGUACCAACAGUCGGAUUAUGAAAAGCAGCGGGAGGAAGACAUGAAGAUCUACGAGCAAAACAAAGAGCUCAUGCUGAAGGAAGCACAGGAAAAGCAUAAGGAAGGUCUGGCUCUGAAGCAUCGUCUCAGCAGACUCGUCAAAGAGUAUGACACCUUCAAGGGCCAAAUCACGGAGCGUCGUGCUGCUGAGUUUGAGAGGCUUCGUAAGCGAGCCGAGCGGGAGUUUGAGGAAGAGAAGCGCAAACGGAUCAAGGCUUACCACGAGGAGAAGGCCAGACAGCGUGCAGCCCAAGAAGCCGAAGAGCGUCGCAUUCGCGAGGAGGAAGAGCGUAGACAGCGCGAGGACGAGGAGAAAGCGAAGGCCGAGGAAGAAAAGAAACGAGUUGCCGCCGAGCGACGAGCUCAGGCGGAGGCCGCUCGACUCGAACGCGAAGAAGCCGCGAGAAAACAGAUGCAACGUGAGGAAGAAGCUGCAGCGAGGAGAGCGGCUCGAAAAGCCGAACAAGGAGCGCCGGUGCCGGCGCCGGCGCCGUUCUCUCGCGGAGGACCGAGAGAAGCCCCUCCCAUGGAAGCCCGGACCGAGUCCCAAGAAGGCCCACGAACCGCACCUCGUCUUCAACUGGCCGGUAAAGCCGGCGGCGGCUGGCGCGAACGACAAGCCGCAAAAGAAGCUUCCAUCCCUGGUGGUCCUGGACCGGUUCCUGCAGAGGCUUCCGCUCCGUCUCAGGCUGCGCCUUCAGUUCAAGAACCACCAGCCCGUCGCCAAGGUGGAUAUGUUCCUCCACAUCUUCGUGAAAGCGGAUCUGCUCGAUCUGGGCCAGAUCAUCCACCUGCUCGUGACUAUCACCACCCGCCUGCUCGCGACCAUCAUCCACCUGCGCGCAAUGCGUCCGCGUCUCCCGCUAACGGCGCACAAGGCGGACGUUAUGUGCCGAUGCACAUGAGGGAUGGAGGCCGCAGCUUGUCAAGAGAAGGGGCGGGUUCUCCAGCACAGGGCAGUGGUGACGAAGCAGCACAGAGAAAGCCUGCGUCGGGGGGGCCAGGAAGGUACGUGCCUCCAAGUAUGCGCAGUCGCCAGCAGUGAAGGGCCAAGGGUUGGACCGAGCUUGGUGGAGGCAGCUAGGGAAGAAUGAGGUCGCGGAGAUGGUGGCGGUUGUUCAUUCUUGCCUAAAAGUUAGGUACCUGUAAUUUAAGUCUCCCGGCAUUGAGUUAGUCAGUCGUUUGCAUCCAAAUUGAGACGGCCACAUAGUUGUAUUAGCGGCGCAAUCAAGACGGAGGCGCAAGGCCAAUUCCCAUAGCAACUAGGGGUGUGUUCAUUCUGGCUCGACAGGCCUCUUAACUGCCUUUUCCAUUG
Cladophialophora immunda is the source of this 3725-nucleotide messenger RNA. RefSeq names its product eukaryotic translation initiation factor 3 subunit A. Lineage: Eukaryota; Fungi; Ascomycota; Eurotiomycetes; Chaetothyriales; Herpotrichiellaceae. Gene Ontology annotation, molecular function: translation initiation factor activity; mRNA binding. The coding region runs from base 150 to 3455 and encodes 1101 amino acids. The record is from RefSeq and is a predicted model, not a curated record. Gene Ontology annotation, cellular component: eukaryotic translation initiation factor 3 complex, eIF3e; eukaryotic translation initiation factor 3 complex, eIF3m; multi-eIF complex. The transcript has 3 exons. Gene Ontology annotation, biological process: translation reinitiation; formation of cytoplasmic translation initiation complex.